Schistosoma guineensis is the source of this 396-nucleotide messenger RNA. The record is from the annotation of a GenBank genome assembly. NCBI's taxonomy places the organism in Eukaryota, Metazoa, Platyhelminthes, Trematoda, Strigeidida, Schistosomatidae.
AUGACUGACUGGAAUGUCGAUUUGGAUAACAAAAGACGUUUGAUCUGUCAAUGUUUAUGUCCAUGUUUAAUUGACGGAACACUAAACGAUGUUCGAGACGAAAACCUUUACUCAGAAGAAGAAGAAGGAAUAUUCUCAACUUCUAAAGCUAGAGCCUUAUCUAACCUCUUGUUUUUAAAAGACGAUGUAUUUGAAAUUGAAGCAUCAAAUUUGUACGAGAAGAAAGCAAUUACAUUACAACCAUGGAACAGUGAACACAACUUAAAGAAUCGACAUUGUGAAGAAUUUCAAUCACCAUCUCAAGUCAUAAAGAGAUAUUUACAAGAUGAAGCUAAGCAAAUCAAUCGUUAUGUCUUGAUGACUAUCUUAUAUAACGUUACCGGACCUAUAGUAUGA